GGAGCUUGGUACCAUUGUUGUGUGUUGACAUGUGUGUGUGUUGCAGGUAGCAGCCUGGAGCUUGGUACCAUUGUUGUGUGUUGACAUGUGUGUGUGUUGCAGGUAGCAGCCUGGAGCUUGGUACCAUUGUUGUGUGUUGACAUGUGUGUGUGUUGCAGGUAACAGCCUGGAGCUUGGUACCAUUGUUGUGUGUUGACAUGUGUGUGUGUUGCAGGUAACAGCCUGGAGCUUGGUACCAUUGUUGUGUGUUGACAUGUGUGUGUGUUGCAGGUAACAGCCUGGAGCUUGGUACCAUUGAGUUCUCUCUGCUGUAUGACUCUCACAACCAGGCCCUCCACUGUACGGUCCACUGUGCCAGGAAUCUGAAGCCAGCAGACAGCAGCAAUAGACAAGCUGAUCCCUACGUGAAGCUCCACCUCCUGCCUGGCGCCAGCAAGUCGAACAAGUUGAGGACACGUACGGUCACCAAGACUGUCAACCCAGACUUCAACGAGACUCUCACCUACUAUGGUAUCUCAGACCAAGAGAUGGCUCGCAAGACACUUAGACUCACCAUCUUGGACGAGGAGCGGUUUGGCUGUGACUUUUUAGGUGAAGCUCGCAUGGCCCUCAAGAAAGUUCGUCCUCAUGAAACUAAACGUAUAAGAAUCAACCUAGAGAAGCGAGCCAUCUUGUUGGAAGAUGAGGUGAAGGGUGAGGCUGAACGAGGGAAGGUACUACUCAGUCUCAAGUACGCCACACAGAGGAGUGCUCUCAUCGUUGGUAUCGUCCGCUGUGCCCACCUUCCUUCCAUGGACUCCAACGGCUUCUCAGAUCCUUACGUCAAAGUGUAUGUACACAAUUGUAUGCUUGCUUUCCUUAUACUAAGAUAAUCUUAAUAUUUAAGGGAUGGACCGGUAAG
Messenger RNA from Cherax quadricarinatus, 901 nucleotides. The record is from RefSeq and is a predicted model, not a curated record. Lineage: Eukaryota; Metazoa; Arthropoda; Malacostraca; Decapoda; Parastacidae.